This is a messenger RNA of Manis pentadactyla (Chinese pangolin), 2129 nucleotides long. RefSeq names its product acidic residue methyltransferase 1 (gene DCPH1). Gene Ontology annotation, biological process: DNA damage response. The record is from RefSeq and is a predicted model, not a curated record. Gene Ontology annotation, cellular component: cytoplasm; nucleus. Gene Ontology annotation, molecular function: phosphatase activity. NCBI's taxonomy places the organism in Eukaryota, Metazoa, Chordata, Mammalia, Pholidota, Manidae. The transcript has 5 exons. Bases 250 to 1446 code for a protein of 398 amino acids.
CGUGGUCUCCCCGAGUCCGUGGGAACGGCCUGCGCACCCGGCUGAAAUUCUCCAGUUGCCGGUCCUCUGUACAGCGAUCAUUCAGGCGUUUUAAUAGGCGUAUUAUUCGUGUAGAACAGUUUUAACUUGUUUGUAAAAUCAUUUGCGUAUCUUACAAUUAAAGACAGAAUACCACAGAUCUUAACCAAGGUUAUUGAUACAUUACAUCGACAUAAAAGUGAAUUUUUUGAGAAACAUGGAGAGAAAGGCAUGGAAGCUGAAAAGAAAGCAAUUUCUCUUCUUUCUAAAUUACGGAAUGAACUGCAAACAGAUAAACCAAUAGUCCCCUUGGUUGAGAAGUUUAUUGAUACUGACAUAUGGAAUCAGUACCUUGAAUAUCAACAGAGUCUUUUAAGUGAAAAUGCUGGGAAACCGAGGUGGUUCUAUUCACCGUGGUUGUUUGUAGAAUGCUACAUGUAUCGUAGAAUUCAUGAAGCUAUGAUCCAGAGUCCUCCAAUUGAUGACUUUGAUGUAUUUAAAGAAUCAAAAAACCAAAAUUUCUUUGAGUCACAGGAAUCUGUCAUUGCUUUAUGCACUCACCUGCAAGAGUUGAUGAAAACUAUUGAAGCCCUAGAUGAAAACCAGCUGAAAAAUGAGUUUUUUAAACUUAUUCAGAUUUCACUGUGGGGAAAUAAAUGUGAUCUAUCUAUAUCAGGUGGGGAAAACAGUUCUCAGAAGACCAAUAUACUAAAUUCCUUGGAAGACCUAAAACCUUUCAUUUUAGUGAAUGACGUGGAACAUCUUUGGUCAUUGCUUAGCAAUUGCAAGAAAACAAGAGAAAAAACAUCUGUUAUUAGAGUGGAUAUUGUUCUGGAUAAUUCUGGUUUUGAACUUGUUACAGAUUUAGUGUUAGCUGACUUCUUGUUGUCCUCUAAAUUGGCCACUGAAAUUCAUUUUUAUGGAAAAGCUAUUCCAUGGUUUGUUUCUGAUACUACUAUGCAUGAUUUUAACUGGUUAGUUGAACAAGUAAAACAUGCUAAUCAUAAGUGGAUGUCCAAGAGUGGGAUUGACUGGGAAAACUAUAUUAAAACAGGCAGAUGGGUUUACCAUGAUCAUAUAUUUUGGACUCUGCCUCAUGAAUUCUGUGCAAUGUCUCAGGUUGCUCCUGAUUUAUAUGCUGAACUACAAAAGGCACAUUUAAUUUUAUUCAAGGGUGAUUUGAAUUACAGGAAGCUGACAGGUGACAGAAAGUGGGAAUUUACCACUCCAUUUCAUCAGGCUUUGAAUGGCUUCCAUCCUGCACCUCUGUGCAGUAUAAGAACUUUAAAAGCUGAGGUUCAGGUUGGUCUGCAACCUGGGCAGGGUGAACAGCUCACAGCUUCUGAGCCCAGCUGGCUGACCACUGGGAAAUAUGGAAUAUUACAGUUUGAUGGUCCACUUAGAUUUGGUUUAGGAACCCUUCCUUAAGUUGUGUAGGAAGAUCUGACAGGCACUUUUCAUUCCCAGAAAAGCAGCAUGUGCAUUUAGUCCCUUGGCUGCACUGCAUCAGCUCUGAGAAGUUUUUGGUUUCUUGAUGCUCAUUUUCAUACACUCUGGAUGCUUAAUUUUUCUUUGAACAUUUUUUCCCACUACAUGUUAUGGGGAUAGAUGGAUUAAGCUAGCUACAGUAUUUACAUUUAUGUUGGAAUUUUAGUUAACAUUUCAAGUUAAAAUCAUGAUUUCAAGUGGUUUUAAUGAACAUUAAUUUUUAAUUGGACAGAACAAAAUAUAAGUGAAGUCUGCUUUUGAAGUUAACAUUUAAAAAAUACUAUGCUGCAUGGUGUUUACUAUUCUAGGAAGCAUGGAAUUUUAUAUAAUCUGAUUUUAGGGCUCUAGAAAUAGUGGCUCCAUGAAAACAAACAAAAAUAUUAAUUUUAAAAAAACAACUGAUAGUUGAGCACAAGAAAGUAAAAGUUACUCAUAUAAUUCUAAAUUUUGUUCUCUUUGAAUUUUAUUUUACUUCAAUUGCCUGUCUUAUUUGAUUUUGAUUUUACCUUGUGGAAUGGAUGAUAGGAAACACAAAAUUGAGCUGAAUAAAACAGGAUAUUUGAAGAAAUUGUUUUUACAUUCUAUGUGUGCUAUCCAUAAUAAAUUGAAAUGUAUUAUUUUAA